Molecule: messenger RNA, 2011 nt
Organism: Magallana angulata
Lineage: Eukaryota; Metazoa; Mollusca; Bivalvia; Ostreida; Ostreidae
Product: F-box only protein 21-like
Exons: 12
Coding region: 1-1740 (579 amino acids)
Molecular function (GO): DNA binding; protein binding
Source: RefSeq, a predicted model, not a curated record
AUGGAAUCAAGUAGAGAGUUUCUCGAAUUGCCAAACGAAAUUAUCGAUCAUAUUCUGCAGGAUAGGGAUAUAUCAUAUAGAGAUAUAUGCAGAGUGUCCCAAACAUGCAACCAACUGCACAAACUUUGCAUGUCAAAUGAGUUAUGGAAGAGAAAACUCCAUCAAAGGUGGCCAAGGCUCUUGUCAAAAUAUACCCUGGAUGAACCCCCAGACUGGUCGAAGGAGUUUAGGACAUGUAUCAUGGUUUGUUGUGCUGUACGGAAGCUAGUGAGUCAACUGUCACCGCGAUUUUAUAAACUGGACGAGGUUUCUGAUGAAGCAUUUGAUGAAGUUGUUGCCUUGAUGGAAAAACAUGAUGCUGCGGAAGUGAUCAUCAGUGAACUGAAUGAAAUCAUUCACAACAAAGAAAGGUCUAAAAACUUGACUAACAAGUACUAUGCAGUGAAGUUACUUCGCCACAUUCUACACCUGCAUUUGAGCGUCCAGUGGAAGGCUCACUUAGAGGAGCCACCAGGUGAACAGAAGUUGGAGAAAGGGGCUGUAAUCCUGAGCCAGUGGUUCCAACCGCGAGAGGUCGUAUCAGAGAUAGAGGUCACCAAGCAGCUGGAUCAAAUCGCAGACCGGGUCAAACAGCACCUGCCAGAACAUCUAAAGGCCAAAUAUAACAAAGGAACUCCAACCUUGAGUCCAGAGCUUGAGAGAUUAGUUUUAGAAACUAUGAACCGCAUAUUAUACAAUGAAAUGGGCUUCAGAGGAAACAAAGACAGAUAUUAUGAUGAAAACAACUCUUUUAUAGAAAAGGUCCUGGAGCGCAAGAUGGGUAUUCCCAUAAGUCUGGCUAUACUGUACUCGGCUGUGGCCCGACGUCUUGGGGUCACGUGUGACUGCAUCAACUUCCCUACACACUUCCUGUUGAAGUGGAGAGAGCACCCAAUGGCAACAUUGGAUAAGCAGUACACAUUUAUUGAUGCUUUCGAUGGGGAGUUCCUUACAGAGAUAGGAGAUGACCUUUACAAAUUUACAGAUGCCAUACCACCUAUAGAGGUCUACAAGAGAAUGCUUCGUAACCUUAUAAACAUAGCCCGAAACCACCACCAAAUAAAGAAUAACACCUCCUUCAUACGAGAUGCGAUAGAGAUGAUGCUAGAGACCACUCCUCAAGAUCCAGACUACCAGUUUCUGAUCAUCAAAAUCUACCUGUACCUGAGGAUCAACUUAACACAGAUCAAGUCCUUAUUACAAGAUAUCCUUGCCAGCAAUGUACAAAGUGGUCCUCAGGUGGCCCUGUUAAUGAACGAAGUUGACAGAAGUAUACUGGAAAAUGAAAAUAUAUUGAAGAGAGAGAUAAAACCCAAGCAUAGGGCUGAGCAUAAAGAAGUCCAGUUUUCAGUGGGAAUGGUGAUGAAGCAUAAAAGGUAUAACUACAUGUGUGUGAUUUCUGGCUGGGACUCCACGUGUCAGGCUUCCAGAGACUGGAUCAUACAGAUGGGAGUACACAUGCUCCCCCGCAAGGACAAGCAGCCAUUUUACAAUGUGUUGGUAGAGGAUGGCAGCAUUAGAUAUGCUGCAGAUGAAAACCUAUUGCACCCAGACACCCACUGUGAAAUACCUCAUCCAGAUGUUGGGAAGUAUUUUAAGGAGUUUACCGGUCAAUACUAUGUCAUGAACUCGGAGAAAGCUCAGGAAUAUCCCGAUGAUGAUGUGAAGACCCGUACCACUGUAGAGGGGAUGGGUCAGUGAGAGACAGAGAGGUUGUCUCAGCAAAAUCAGGAAUAAUAUUGAAGAGAGGUUCAGUGUGGUGUCAGCAAAGUCAGUAAAUUAUUGAGGGGAGGGGUCAGUGAGAGACAGAGAGAGGUUGGGUCAGCCUCAUGGUAGAGGGGAGGGGGCAAGUUUAGGUGUGCAAAGACCCCUACUGUUGAAGAUGUGAACUCUGACAAUCUUCUUACACUAACAAGUUUGUGGCUUUAUUGUCAAUUCCAGCCAUUUCAAGGGAGAUAAUGCUGUGUUUAUU